Messenger RNA from Alternaria infectoria, 312 nucleotides. RefSeq lists its product as uncharacterized. NCBI's taxonomy places the organism in Eukaryota, Fungi, Ascomycota, Dothideomycetes, Pleosporales, Pleosporaceae. The record is from RefSeq and is a predicted model, not a curated record. The transcript is spliced from 2 exons. Bases 1 to 312 code for a protein of 103 amino acids.
AUGCCCCGGACAGCGUCCACAAUAACAAACGCUUGCAUUGAGCAAACUGCUGUCGUCAACAAGUCCACAUUGAGCAAGAAGGACGAGGCAAAGGUAGUGCGAUUGCAGAGGCAGAUUGAGGGCGAUGAAGAGUCCUCAUACCCUCAAGAAUACGAGUUUGGGCACAAGAACAACACCGACCAGAACAUCGCUGUAGUCUACCUCGCGGGCACGAAGGAGGUACGCUCCGUAGGUUCAGCUGCGUCGGACGUAGUGACCGCCUACGAAAACCUAUUGGACAAAAUCGAAGCAGAGAAGUCAUCCAAACAGUAA